This is a messenger RNA of Sodiomyces alkalinus F11, 2618 nucleotides long. RefSeq lists its product as hypothetical. Bases 1 to 2253 code for a protein of 750 amino acids. The record is from RefSeq and is a predicted model, not a curated record. NCBI's taxonomy places the organism in Eukaryota, Fungi, Ascomycota, Sordariomycetes, Glomerellales, Plectosphaerellaceae. The transcript has 6 exons.
AUGGUUGAACCCAUUCAUUCCAUUCCAUUCUCCUUCCACAGCAACCUGUCCGUACCCGGCGUGCCACACCGGUCCACACCCAGCUUCCUUUCCAAGUCGCUUAAGCCCCUGGAUUCAGCAUCGACCAAUCUAGCGCGUGUUGAAUUCAUUGAGCUCUUACGAUACAAAAACAUACUUGUCUACCUAAUCAAAUUGCGGAUUUCCUUUCAGAGCUACUUUCGCACUCAGUACAACACGCACUAUCGCUCCCUUCGCAAACUUAACGCUCGCAUCGUUGCUUUCUUUCUUUGCCUCAACUCAAUUGCGGCGCAGAAUCCCAACCAAAUCGCCGUUCGUCUGGAUCACUCGGCUUAUACCACCUGCCUACCGAUUCCUGCCGCUCUCGUCCCUGCCGUCACCCCGUCUACCACUCUGAAACAUCAACAUUCCGAACCAACCAAACCAUUCCAGAUCCUCGAAUCUCACGUUGCUCGGGGACACCCUCCCAGCCUACGUACUAGUCGGCUUGGAAGCAACUCUCCUUCAAGAACCGACAAAACCCCUCGCUUCCCAGCCAUAGGUCUCGACGUAACAUUCAUUGUUUCCGCCGAACCUCCUUCGGUGCGCUGCGAGUCGCCCUCGCCUGAGAUCACUCCUACCCCCGCCAUCGGGGCUUGUCCGAAUCUCUCACGCUGCGUAUCCACCGCUUCCGACCUCUCCCAUGGCUCCGGUUCAGAGUUCGCCACGCGGGAUUCCCUCGGCAGCGACGCUUUCUCUCGACAAUCCUCCGCGAGCUAUGGCCGUCGCUCCGACGUCAGCUUUGCCUCCUCCCGCCAGUCUACACAUAGCGAUGGCAGCCGGCCCAGUCGUCGCCGCGGGUACAUGCGUCCGCAGGGUACCGCUUUCGCUGCCAGUGCGCAGUCGCGCGAGAGCGUCCUGAGCCUGGGCAGCAUUGCCCAUCUACAGUACUACUUUGCCAGGACAGGCUUGCUCGACGGAAAAGGUGCGCAGCUGCAGCGCAAGAAUAAGCAGAACCGAGCGACCUUGGACCUCUCGGCUCUGGACACCUCGACGUCGUCGUCGUCGUCGUCGUCGUUGUUGUUGUCGUUGUCGUCGUCAUCGCUAUCGCCUCGUGUGGCUGGCUCUGAUGUCGAUUCGUCGUACGCUUCCAUGGGGAGCAGUCCCGAACUCGCCGCCUCUGGGUUCGGAUCUGGUCCCUUGGUCGAAUCGCCAAUUGAAGAGCCCUACUACUCCGACGAAUUCGAUGAACCCGACCCUGACAUGCCACCUCCCACCACCAGCACCUAUAUCCAUCGAGAAAAACCGGUGCCUCCACCGCCGACCGUCGAAGAGCUCAAGUCGGACCUCACAGGCUCCCUAGAGAAAGCCGCCGAGGCGCUCAAAGAUGCCCGAGAUCGCAAGGACGGCCCGCGGGACGUAGGAGAAGGGACAAGCCAGCCGGCGCCAGCGACGGAAAGCCCACGAUCCCAUCAUGCGCGGCAAAAAUCCAAGGCAAUGGGGUGGUACGAGCUUCAAGGCAUGCACAUCCUCGACGUGACGACCCUCGCCAUCCGGGCCGCCAAGAUGUACUACACCGCCCACGAGCAACCGGAGCGACUCGACUCCAUCAAGUCCGAACGCCAGAUCCGCGCCGAACUCUUUUCCGUCAUGGAGACGCUAAAACAAAUGGCCACCCGUCGUUGGGCCGGCGGCAUCCGCGACGACGAGCUCGCCAACCUCGAGACCUGGAUCCGGAGUCUCUUCGACAUGCUCAAGCAAGAGGACGAGAUGGAAGAAGCGGAGCGGGCGGAGCGCGCCGGUUGGAUGUGGUUGAAAGGCGACUGGACCGGCAGGGAAACCGAGCGAGAGCUCGCUUUCCUCGCGUCCCUCGCCGUCGAUCUGGGCCUCCCACCCCUGCCGGAGUACACACCAGCCGCUGGUCUGGCGGCUGGAGAUCUCCCGACGCCGUUCCUGAAAAGCAUGCAGAACGGUCUCCGGCUCGUGAAGCUGCACAACGCGGCAGUGAAAAAAUCGAAGCGACGGUUCGGCAGUAUCACCCCUUUCCACGAGGACACCGAGAAGCCGUACCGCUGCGCGGAUAACCUGCGCUACUGGGUCAAAGCUGCGGAACUCCGGUGGGAAGUGUUGCUCAAGGUGGACGCUCUCGGCGUGGUGUGCAACACCGGGCCUCAAGUGUGGACGGACUUUGAGGCUGCGAUUUGGAAGUGGUGUCGGAAGGCCCGGGAGGAGAUUGCCGCCGAAUUGGAUGUCUGACGGGCGGGGAAAUUGGAUGCUGAAACAGAACGCUUGUGAAGUCAUGAUGAUUGAUGACGUUGUCCCGCAAUACCCCGGAGUCUCGGUUUUAUUGCUUUUUCCUGGUCUUGUUUGCUUGUUCGCUGGCCCCCAUUCAAACUGGAUAUCCAGUCAUCUUCUGCGCGAUUCUAUGCUCUUGCUACCUUACUUUCUUGGACAUGUUCACGCUGGAUGAUGCCACUCUACGCUAUGAAUAGUUUAGAACCUUACUUAGUCUUGCUUGCUGGCUCCGCUAGCUCCAUCAGUCCUAGACACUAUGUCGUCUGGCGGUCAGAGAACGUAGUCACUCAUCGCAGCAUUGCUGCCCUUAAUACACCACGCUUAUG